GUUUGAGUGACCGGGCCCCCAGCGCAAUGCCCGAACCGGCCAAAUCCGCUCCAGCGCCUAAGAAAGGCUCUAAGAAGGCGGUGACCAAGACCCAGAAGAAGGGUGACAAGAAGCGGCGGCGCAGCAGGAAGGAGAGUUACUCCAUCUACGUGUACAAGGUGUUGAAGCAGGUUCACCCGGAUACCGGCAUCUCCUCCAAGGCCAUGGGCAUCAUGAACUCCUUCGUCAACGACAUCUUCGAGCGCAUCGCUGGUGAAGCGUCGCGCUUGGCGCACUACAACAAGCGCUCCACCAUCACCUCUCGGGAGAUCCAGACGGCCGUGAGGCUCCUGCUGCCCGGCGAGCUGGCCAAGCACGCCGUGUCCGAGGGCACCAAGGCGGUCACCAAAUACACCAGCUCCAAGUAACGCGGUCGGCGCAGCUUUUUAACCCAACGGCUCUUUUCAGAGCCACCCACUUCCUCCUAUAAGAGCUGAUAUCGCUGCGCCCUUUGAGGGAGCUGAAUGUAUGUGUAGGGGGUGCCAGGCGCUUUAAAUCUGCCUUUAAAAGUGAUGGUUUUGCUGCUUUUUAACCAAAACCGAGCUUUUUCCACCUCUGUACCGGUCACCUUCACUUGCGCGGCCGCUUUCCCCUUCAAACCGUUGCUGCUCUCUGAUUGGAUGAGCGCGAACAUCACGGGGGGGUGAAGCGCGGUUCCCCCUCAGGUCCGCUCCGGGGCUAUAUAAACCCUGUGGUUGAGGCCCCAGCGCCAUUGUUGGUGAUAGGGGGGUAGAGGGUUCUUCGUUGCGGACCGUGCGGGACCGAAGCGUUUUGGCGCUGUAGGUGGGUUCAGUUCUGUUAAGU
This is a messenger RNA of Melopsittacus undulatus (budgerigar), 843 nucleotides long. Its product is annotated as histone H2B 5-like. Gene Ontology annotation, molecular function: structural constituent of chromatin; protein heterodimerization activity; DNA binding. The transcript has a single exon. NCBI's taxonomy places the organism in Eukaryota, Metazoa, Chordata, Aves, Psittaciformes, Psittaculidae. The coding region runs from base 27 to 407 and encodes 126 amino acids. The record is from RefSeq and is a predicted model, not a curated record. Gene Ontology annotation, cellular component: nucleosome.